AUGAACCCUGCUUCAGCAGCCGGGGAGGAGAAGGGGGCUGCAGGAGGAGGCGGCGGUCCCGGCGGCAGCACGUGCCGUGGGGCCGAAGGCGGCGGGGACCCUCGCAGUGCUCCCGCCACGGCGGCCGACCCCGAAGAGCCUGGGCUAACCGGUCAGAAGGAGGACUCUCUGGAAGAGAAGCUGAAGAGUUUAACCUUCAGGAAACAGGUGUCUUACAGGAAAGCAAUCUCCAGGUCUGGCCUUCAACAUCUGACUCCUGUUCAAAACCUCAACCUGAGCAUCAGUAAUGGACCUGUGAAGGAGCCGAGAAUGGCACUAGAAUGGAGUGAAAAUGCAAUAAAUGGCGAACAUCUCUGGCUGGAGACCAAUGUAUCUGGGGAUCUGUGUUACCUGGGAGAGGAAGGCUGCCAAGUUAAAUUCUCAAAAUCAGCUGUCCGAAGGAAAUGUGCUGCCUGCAAGAUUGUGGUCCACAACGCCUGCAUGGAGCAACUGGAAAAGAUUAACUUUCGGUGCAAGCCAACUUUUCGAGAAGGCAGUUCCAGAUCUCCAAGAGAGAAUUUUGUUCGACAUCACUGGGUUCACAGAAGGCGACAGGAAGGGAAAUGUAAACAAUGUGGAAAGGGAUUUCAACAAAAAUUCUCCUUUCAUAGUAAAGAGAUUGUGGCUAUCAGCUGUUCAUGGUGCAAACAAGCGUUUCACAACAAAGUCACCUGCUUCCUGCUGCAGCACAUUGAGGAGCCUUGUUCCCUAGGAGCUCAUGCUGCUGUUAUUGUUCCCCCCACCUGGAUCAUUAAGGUGAAGAAGCCUCAGAAUUCACUGAAAAAUUCAACCAGGCGGAAGAAAAGAACCUCUUUUAAAAGGAAAGUCAGUAAAAGAGGAAAUGAGGAGAACAAAGGGCGGCCUUUUGUGAUUAAGCCCAUCUCUUCCCCUCUCAUGAAACCUUUGCUUGUAUUUGUGAAUCCAAAAAGUGGAGGGAAUCAGGGUACUAAAGUGCUCCAGAUGUUUAUGUGGUAUUUGAAUCCUCGUCAGGUUUUUGACUUAUCUCAGGAAGGACCAAGAGAUGC
Molecule: messenger RNA, 1064 nt
Organism: Thamnophis sirtalis
Lineage: Eukaryota; Metazoa; Chordata; Lepidosauria; Squamata; Natricidae
Source: RefSeq, a predicted model, not a curated record